Molecule: messenger RNA, 665 nt
Organism: Acaulospora morrowiae
Lineage: Eukaryota; Fungi; Glomeromycota; Glomeromycetes; Diversisporales; Acaulosporaceae
Source: the annotation of a GenBank genome assembly
CAAAAAUAUUAUCAAGCAAAGACCGAUUAUAAUGUCACGACGACGCAAAUGCAAAGGGAGCUUGACGCAUUGCGAAGCUUGAAGGAUACUUACGUCAUCAAAACUCGAGAGUUGGAACUCGACAACGAUGAUCUGGAACGAGUUGAAAGAGCGGCAAAGAGUUCGCUACAAGACUUGGAAAAUAAGUACAACAAGGCUAUUGAGCGAAAUGCCAUUCUAGAGAAUGAGUUGGAAGGCAAAACCCAAUUAAUCGUUCAAGUACAACGACUGAAGGACGAGCUAAGAGAUGUUAACAUAGAGUUGGCUAUAAUGAGGAACAAGGAAGAUGGCGAGUUUGGUCCACCACCAACUUCGACGAUACAGAGACCGUCGGCGAAGCGAGAGAUGUACACCGGUCGUCCGCCGUCCAUCAAGUCAGUGGACUCCGCAGAUGCAGCUGCAAAUCCAGUAAAGAUGGUUCAAGAGAUGGUUGGCAGGGUCAAGUCUCUCGAAGCCCGUCUUGUAUCCUGUCGUUCUCUUGUCACACCGCUUCUGGCACCUCCACCUUCAUAUUCAGCAAACCCAGGUCAUAUGUCACCGCCGCAAUCACCGAAAUAUGCUCGUGGUGAAUCACCGGUUCGCAUUUCACUGAAGUCUCGAACUCCCUCGUAUCAAAAAUCAAAAGA